Messenger RNA from Ilex paraguariensis (yerba mate), 1002 nucleotides. Lineage: Eukaryota; Viridiplantae; Streptophyta; Magnoliopsida; Aquifoliales; Aquifoliaceae. The record is from the annotation of a GenBank genome assembly.
AUGGGAAACGCCCUUAGAUUUCUUUAUGGCAAUUGUUGUAAGCCAACCGUAGACUCGGAUUCCCUGGGUCACCAUGGUGUAACCACAGCCACCGUAGGCGUUUCAGCCCUUGCCCAUGAUCUCUAUCUCUAUGAAAUCACCAAUCAGGUUCCUGAAGGACUCAGUAAGCAAGUGGUCUCAUCCAAGAAGGCUCAGGGUAACUGGUACAAGAAACUUUCAGUGGCAUGGAGAGAAGCAAAACCUCCACCAAAAACACCUGAGGAAGCUUCCAGGCUUAUUAUUCAGACCUUAAAGAGACAUCAAAAGGCAGAUGUUGAGGGUCUAUUGGCUUUCUAUGGUCUCCCUCUUCCACACACUCUUGUUGAACUUACUGAUGGGGUUGCCCCUUCGCAUCCCGAUGGACUAUUGUUCGAACUGCAGACACUUACAGUGGAUGCAAAAGCUGUAACAGAUGGAGAUGGUGUAACAGUAUAUGUUAGUACCACAGAUCCCCGGGAGUCAUCGUGCGUCCCUAGAGACGUACAAGUUGCAGCUGUUCAGAGAUCAAAAGCCCGAGCUGAGAGGAAUUUCCAAAUGGCAGAUGCGCUGCACAAGCAAAUUAUUGAAGCAGGAUAUCGGGUGCUACCUAUUCAAAAUGAGGAAGUUCUUGCUCGAAAAUAUCGGAUUCGACUAAGGGGAAUAGAUGCACCAGAGAUUAAAAUGCCAUACGGAAAAGAGGCAAAGGAGGAACUGACUAAGAUUGUUCAGGGCAAGUGUUUGAGAGUUCUUGUCUUUGCAGAAGAUCGUUAUGGUCGUAGCGUAGGUGAUAUAUACUGCAAUGGCAUCUUUGUACAGGAAUCUAUGUUAAAGAAAGGGUAUGCAUGGCAUUAUAAAGCUUAUGACCAACGUCCAGAACUAGAAAAGUGGGAGAAAGAGGCUCGGGCAAAGCAUAUUGGACUGUGGGCUUCGAAAAACCCUGAGAUGCCAUGGGAAUGGAGAAAGGACCGACGUCAAGGAAGAUAA